This is a messenger RNA of Gracilinanus agilis (Agile Gracile Mouse Opossum), 1079 nucleotides long. RefSeq names its product transcription factor E3-like. The record is from RefSeq and is a predicted model, not a curated record. The transcript has 6 exons. NCBI's taxonomy places the organism in Eukaryota, Metazoa, Chordata, Mammalia, Didelphimorphia, Didelphidae. Gene Ontology annotation, cellular component: nucleus. Gene Ontology annotation, biological process: regulation of transcription by RNA polymerase II. Bases 54 to 911 code for a protein of 285 amino acids. Gene Ontology annotation, molecular function: protein dimerization activity; RNA polymerase II cis-regulatory region sequence-specific DNA binding; DNA-binding transcription factor activity, RNA polymerase II-specific.
ACUUAUAUUUAUUAAAAAAUUUUAUCUCGCCCUCUCAACUCUUAUUGGCAUAGAUGAAUGAUGUAUUUAAUGAGACGAUCAGCCUUGAUUCAAGCUACAAUAAUGAUAUUCUUAGCUACCUACCUGAGGUUUCUGGAGAUCAACAGCUCCCAAGCAUGCUGCCUGCAUCUGGGAAUAUACUUGAAGCAAGCAAUUGCCCAGAGUCGGUGGAUCCAGCGGUCCCUGUUAACAGUGGCAGCCCAAAUGAACUGACUGGUUUCAGAAAGGAGAUUUCUGAUGACGAGACAAAAGCCCUCCUAAAGGAGCGUCAGAAAAAGGACAAUCAUAACCUUAUUGAAAGGCGACGACGAUUCAACAUUAAUGACAGGAUCAAAGAGCUAGGAACUUUGAUCCCCAAGUCUAACAAAUUGGAGGUGCGCUUGAACAAAGGAAACAUCCUUAAGGCCUCAGUUGAUUAUAUCAGAAAGCUGCAGAAAGAGCAACAACGGGCCAAAGAUCUGGAGAAGCAACAGCAUAUACUGGAGCAAGCCAAUCGAAGCCUGCAGCUUAGAGUCCAGGAACUGGAACUACAAGCCCAAAUCCAUGGCCUUCCAAUAUAUUCUGUUUUGAAGCCUGAGGAAAUUGAAGGCAGCUAUAUUCCACAAUUCUCACCUCCACAUGCAUUACUGAACCUCCAUUUUCCUAUGGAUCCAAUGUAUGAUGUAGGAGAAGAUCCCUUCCACCUAGGCCUGGAAGGCAUUCUGAUGAAUGAGGAAGCAGCUAUGGGUCCAAAUCCUGCCCUGGGGAUCCCAUCUUUAACUCUGUCUCCACUCAGGGCCACCACUGAUCCCCUGCUUUCCUCUGUCUUCCCAGCUCCUUCCAAAUGUAGCAGCAGCCACAGAUGCAGCUUCAACAUGGAAGAAGAACCUUAAAUAUCUUCUCCCUUACUCAUAGAAUUGAAGCUAGACCCCACUCUAGGGUAUUCUGUCUAUUUACAUCUUGAACCAUGCCUCAGCUAUAGUUUCCUGAAUAUUCUAAAACCAUAUUUCAUGUUCUAAGCUUCAACACUUUCAAGAAAUUUCAACACUUGCCCUUGGGAG